Raphanus sativus (radish) is the source of this 1363-nucleotide messenger RNA. RefSeq names its product probable ubiquitin-like-specific protease 2A. The record is from RefSeq and is a predicted model, not a curated record. NCBI's taxonomy places the organism in Eukaryota, Viridiplantae, Streptophyta, Magnoliopsida, Brassicales, Brassicaceae. Bases 156 to 1061 code for a protein of 301 amino acids. Gene Ontology annotation, molecular function: cysteine-type peptidase activity. The transcript is spliced from 7 exons. Gene Ontology annotation, biological process: proteolysis.
CAUCUCGACCGUAGAAUCGUUGACUAAGGGAACAACCAAGAGUAGAAAAAAAAAGGUCGAGGCUUUACACAAGAAGAGAGAAGAGAAGAGAAGAGAAGAACAAGUAUAGAUACUCACUGACCUAACUCUCUGUCUCUCUUAUAGAUUCUUCUUCAAUGUCAAGAAGAAGAAGUAAUCGUGUUAGAAAUUCCAAAGCCGUCCCUGCUCUCCCUGCACCUGUUACUAUAAUUGAGGAUAUCGAGGAAGAUGAAUAUGAAACCCACAGAUCAUGUUGGAAGCAUGUUGCUUAUCUGAACACGCGUGAUUCCAAACCCAAACUAACCAAGGAAGAGUUUGAGAUGUUCAAACUCAAUGCUCCUUGUCUCUAUGAGGAAUGCACUCGUCGUGAACGGUCAAGGAGAAGGGUCACGUGCAAGUAUUUAGUCUCCAAGCUACGCAAAAAACUCAACUCCAACGUAUUCAUGAACUAUCUUGAGGUGUUGUGGAAGAAGGACGUCUUGGAUAAGAAAAAAAACUCUUUUGUGUACGUGGAUUGUCUAUGGUUUAGUAUGUACAAAAGCGAAACCGAGAGAGUUAGAAGCAGUGUUUUCGAAUCCGUUAAGGCCAAGCAGAUCUUCUCUAAACAAUAUGUUUUUCUUCCUAUCGUCUAUUGGAGCCAUUGGACUUUGUUGAUCUUUUGCAAUUUUGGGGAAGAUCUUGAUGAUGAUAACGAGAAGACAUGCAUGCUGUUUCUUGAUUCACUUAAAACAACCGGGACUGCGCAGCAGCUUGAACCUGAUAUAAGGAAGUUUGUGUUGGACAUAUUCAAACUCGAGGGAAGAAGCGAGGACUCGAGCUUGGUUGAUGAUAUCCCUCUCCAUGCGCCAGAUUUUCAGGUUCCACAGCAGACAAACGAUGUGGAAUGUGGAAGCUUUGUCCUAUACUACAUCCAUCGGUUUAUAGAAGACGCCUGCAGCUUCAACAUCAACGAGUACCCAUGCUUCUUGAAAGAGGACUGGUUUAGCCACAAAGACUUGGAAAAUUUCUGCAAUGCAUUUGAUUCUUCGGGAGCCAUUCGUUGACCAAAGUGUUUUAACCUUUUUAACGACUCAGAAGGUUAGUAGAAGACUAGUUCCAUCAGAAUUUUCAAAAGGGGUUUUGAAGAUGUUAUCAGUUGGUAGGAAAUCGCAAACUUCAUCAGGAGGAAUCUUAGGAACCUAUUGUGGAUAGUAUUUUUAUGUUUUUAGGUGCUUUUGAUAUAUUAAACUGCUGUUCUUGUUUUUGGCCUGGCCUGCCUGUUAUAUUAUCACUCAUAUUUAAGUGGUAACCAGUUGAUUUUUUUAGCUGCCCAUAAAAUAAAUCUGAAAGGAAGAAGUUAUGAAUC